Myiozetetes cayanensis is the source of this 1766-nucleotide messenger RNA. It is a transcript of the gene HCRTR2, whose product is annotated as hypocretin receptor 2. The record is from RefSeq and is a predicted model, not a curated record. NCBI's taxonomy places the organism in Eukaryota, Metazoa, Chordata, Aves, Passeriformes, Tyrannidae. Bases 123 to 1622 code for a protein of 499 amino acids. The transcript is spliced from 8 exons. Gene Ontology annotation, molecular function: orexin receptor activity. Gene Ontology annotation, cellular component: membrane. Gene Ontology annotation, biological process: circadian sleep/wake cycle process; G protein-coupled receptor signaling pathway; feeding behavior.
GCUUUUCGCACUGGCAACCACAAGCCUCGAUGGACGGGCGGGAGAAAGCUCGGAUGCUCUGAGAGGAUCUAGGUUUGCGUUUGUUGUUUUUUUCUCCCUAGCCCCUGGAAUAACCACCAGGGAUGUCCGGAAUACAACCCGAGGAUGGUUCCCCUCCGUGCAGAAAUUGGACGAGCGGGUCGGAACUAAACGAAACGCGGGAGGCUCUUUUAACUCCUUCCUCCGACUACGAUGAUGAGGAGUUCCUGCGAUACCUCUGGAAGGAGUAUUUGCAUCCCAAGGAAUAUGAAUGGGCGCUGAUCGCCGGCUACAUCGUCGUCUUCAUAGUGGCUCUCGUCGGGAACGUCCUGGUUUGCAUUGCAGUGUGGAAGAACCAUCACAUGCGGACAGUUACCAACUAUUUCAUAGUGAAUCUUUCUCUGGCUGACAUUCUGGUCACAAUUACUUGUCUUCCAGCAACUUUAGUUGUGGACAUCACAGAAACGUGGUUCUUUGGGCAGACCCUGUGCAAAGUGAUUCCCUACUUACAGACAGUUUCAGUCUCUGUGUCUGUACUAACACUCAGCUGCAUUGCUUUGGAUCGAUGGUAUGCAAUUUGUCACCCUUUGAUGUUUAAAAGCACAGCCAAGCGAGCAAGGAACAGCAUUAUAAUUAUCUGGAUUGUGUCCUGCAUCAUAAUGAUUCCUCAGGCUAUUGUUAUGGAGUGCAGCAGUGUGUUCCCAGGAUUAGCCAAUAAAACCACCUUGUUCACAGUGUGUGAUGAGCACUGGGGAGCUGAGGUUUACCCCAAAAUGUAUCACACAUGCUUUUUUCUGAUGACAUACAUGGCACCCCUGUGUCUUAUGGUGUUGGCCUAUUUGCAGAUAUUUCGAAAGCUGUGGUGUCGCCAGAUCCCAGGAACUUCUUCUGUUGUUCAGAAAAAAUGGAAGCCUCUGCAGCCCUCAGCACAGCCCCGAGGGCUGGGACAAUCAACAAAGUCAAAGAUUAGCGCUGUGGCAGCUGAAAUAAAACAGAUUCACGCAAGAAGGAAAACAGCACGUAUGCUGAUGGUUGUCCUCUUGGUUUUUGCGCUUUGUUAUCUACCAAUUAGCAUCCUCAAUGUCUUGAAAAGGGUUUUGGGGAUGUUUAAUCAUGCUGACGACAGAGAAACUGUAUAUGCCUGGUUCACAUUCUCACACUGGCUUGUAUAUGCAAACAGUGCAGCCAAUCCUAUUAUUUAUAACUUCCUCAGUGGGAAAUUUAGAGAAGAAUUUAAAGCAGCAUUUUCCUGUUGCAUCUUUGGCAGCCACCACGACGAACGGUUCACCAGAGGUCAUGCCAGUACAGAGAGUCGGAAGUCCUUGACCACCCAGAUCAGCAAUUUUGACAAUGUUUCAAAACUUGCAGAGCACGUUGUAUUGAACAACAUAAACACAAUUCCAUCAAAUGAUAUCCCAGCUGUGCUCAACCCAUUGAAAUCAAUGGAACUGCAUCUCCACAUACCAGGAAUGAACAUGACUUCAAAUAUAGAUGAAGCCAUGAGGGUUUCUGCAGAAGACACUCUCAACACAGAGAAUGCAGAGUGGGAUAAAUUCAUCCCUAGUAUAACUAAACUUACCUCGAUGGAGUUACAGCAAGGAUGACUUUGGCUCAAUACACUACGACCACCAGAGAGCGGCACAUGUUUUUGGGUGUGGUACAGACCACAGCAACUGGAUAAAGGGAUUCCUUCAAAAUAACUGCCUAUCCUAUUUUUCUCAGUCUUACAGAAACCUACUUACCUCAGU